Messenger RNA from Synchiropus splendidus (mandarinfish), 7202 nucleotides. It is a transcript of the gene hip1, whose product is annotated as huntingtin interacting protein 1. NCBI's taxonomy places the organism in Eukaryota, Metazoa, Chordata, Actinopteri, Syngnathiformes, Callionymidae. Gene Ontology annotation, biological process: clathrin coat assembly; endocytosis; actin filament organization. The record is from RefSeq and is a predicted model, not a curated record. Gene Ontology annotation, molecular function: actin filament binding; clathrin light chain binding; phosphatidylinositol-3,5-bisphosphate binding. The transcript has 32 exons. Bases 1354 to 4392 code for a protein of 1012 amino acids. Gene Ontology annotation, cellular component: actin cortical patch; presynapse; extrinsic component of postsynaptic membrane.
CUUUGAACCAGACUUUCCAAGUUCUUCAUUCAACUGCUGCUCAGGCUUGUUUCCAGCUUAGGAUAGCCUCAGAGUCACCAGAUGGGGGCAUCAGCUGCACAGACACCGACAUACAGGGUUCAGUCAUGGUUUGCUCCAUUUUAAAAUCAAAUCUGUAUCCCUAAAAAAGAGUUUGUUUGGUAAACUCCGGCGUUAUUAGUACAAAAAAUACUUCCAUUUUUACUGUUUCUCAUUGUUUAUUGUACUUUUCUAAACUGUCAUUUAAAAACAAGGAUUCUGGCUGGUGCUGGUGUCAUGUGAUCAUAAAAAUGUUAUAAAAUAUUGCACAUUGCGCUGGUCAGUUUCCAAGGGAAAACUGUUGUUCUCUUUAAAACAACUCACUUCUCCCUACAUUAAAUGGUCAGUGUUGUGAUACUUAAACAGUCAGAUAACUGAAGCUUAAUGAAGUCAACGUAUAAACUGAAUCGUUACUGCCACAACAACUGUGGUUCAGAAUGUUUCCAUGGAAAUCAAGAAUAGAAUCCAGGUCAUCCUGACACAAGGACACUGCAACUGUAUUGUGCUUACGACAAAACCACGUCACCAAGUUUGACUUUUUCAGAGAACAGGCUGCUCCAAUAUAAUGACACACAAUGUCAUUUAAUUAUGGUAAUACCUAUUUUGGUAGAAAUAAAAUGUAAAAAUCCCGAAAUGCGCUGCAUAAGUUAAAGUCUUUUUAAAGGCUUACUAUAAUCCUCAUUGCCAGAGGCAAAGAAAUAGCAUUUGUUUUCCUGACUAAGGCAACCUGUAGUGAGCUGGUAAGUCUGACUUGUUUUAGUCGUUUCACCACCAGUAUUGAACAGAUGGUCGACAGUACUUCAUUGAGAAACUUGGGUUUGGUUUUCCCAGCUCAAACCCCCCGAUCUGCGUCCACACCCCCUUUCUUUUUGCUCGACCCCCUGGUGGCCCGCAGUUCUCGUGUUGUCCACCUCCUAGUUUGAUCCAUCCCUCCUUUCAAGCUGUUCCACAGUCGUUUACUACAAACGCUCCUGACAUCUGCGGUGUGGGGCAAGACUGAAGGACGUCUGAUCCGGUGAGAGGAGCGAGACGCUGUCGGAGUUGCUCAGUCGCCGGCCAGCGGUUGGAUGUUGGAGGUCCUCCACCAUAAGGGAGCUCUCAGUGAGGGGACCAGAGGGGAAGGAAGGAGCAACAGGGGGCAUUUUAAUACCAAAUGUGGACACAUGUUGAGCUAACGGCCCGCUCCACCCCACCUCCCCCCUUCUCCUCCCAGAUGCGUUCGUUGCCUCAGUCGCUCCCCCAUAACUGAGCAGUCAAGCCGGGCUUAACACGGAGGAGUCGCACCGGCCAGCCACCAUGGAUCUCAGCAAAAUCGCUGUCAGCAUCAAUAAGGCCAUCAACACGCAGGAGGUGGCUGUCAAAGAGAAGCAUGCGAGGACUUGUAUUUUGGGGACCCAUCAUGAAAAAGGUGCCCACACUUUCUGGGCGUCCGUCAAUCGUCUCCCCCUCUCCAGUAAUGCAGUCCUUUGCUGGAAGUUCUGCCACGUUUUUCACAAGCUGCUGCGAGAUGGACAUCCAAACGUGAUAAAAGACUCGAUGAGGAACAAGGCAGAUCUAACUGAUAUGAGCAGGAUGUGGGGUCAUCUGAGUGAAGGCUACGGGAAGCUGUGCAGCAUCUACCUCAAACUGCUCAUCACCAAAAUGGAGUUUCACAUCAAAAAUCCUCGUUUCCCUGGAAACCUGCAGAUGUCAAACAGGCAGCUUGAAGAAGCAGGAGAGAAUGACGUCAAUAACUUUUUCCAGCUGACGGUGGAGAUGUUUGACUACCUGGAGUGUGAGCUCAACCUUUUUCUGGGGGUGUUCAGCUCCCUGGACAUGUCUCGGUCUGUGUCGGUGACGGCAGCCGGUCAGUGUCGACUCGCCCCUCUCAUCCAAGUCAUCUUGGACUGCAGCCACCUCUACGACUACACUGUCAAGUUGCUAUUUAAGCUGCACUCAUGCCUUCCAGCUGAAACACUACAGGGUCACCGAGAUCGCUUCCAGGAGCAGUUUAAAAAGUUAAAAAGUCUAUUUUAUCGCUCCAGUAACUUGCAGUACUUCAAGCGGUUGAUUCAGAUCCCACAGCUGCCAGAGAACCCCCCAAACUUUCUGCGUGCUUCUGCAUUAUCGGAGCAUAUAAGCCCAGUGGUCGUGAUCCCUGCUGAGGCAUCGUCCCCCGAGUCGGAGCAUGUUGUGGAGACAGACGACCUGGUGGACACGGACGUCCCAGUGCUGCCGGCUCCUGUGGAGACAAAGUUUGAUGACUUGUUUGGCACUACAGCCGCAGUUGACCCCUUCAACUUCAACAGUCAGAAUGGAAUGCGCAAGGAUGACAAAGACCGUCUGAUCGAGCAGCUAAGCAGAGAGAUCCAGGCGCUCAAGGAAGAACUGGAAUCUUUCAGACUCGAGAGUGGACGCUUGUGUCAGGCACUGAGGGGGCGGGUCAAUGAGCUGGAGGCGGAGCUUGCUGAGCAGAGCCACCUGAGGCUCCAGGCGGCUGGGGAGAGCGAGUUCCUGAAGGCAGAGUUGGACGACUUGCGACGAGUCAGAGAGGACACGGAGAAGGAGCAGCGCAGCGUUACAGAGAUAGAGAAAAAAGCUCAGGCCAAUGAGCAACGCUACACCAAGCUGAAGGAGAAGUACUCAGAGCUGGUCCAGAGCCACGCCGACCUGCUGAGGAAGAACGCAGAGGUGACCCGGCAGAUGACGGUGGCACGAGCUGCUCAGGAUGAGGUGGAUGCCGUGAGAAAGGAGAUGCAGGAGAAGGUGAAGGCGGCGCAGGAGAAGGCGGACAGACAGGAAAAGGAACAACAGGAUCAACUUCAGGAGAUCCAGAGAGAGCUGAUGUCCAGCAGGGCAGAGCUGGACUCCCUGAAGACAACGGUGGUCUCCUCUCAACAGUCAAGCGAAGUGCUGAGCAGUCAACUCGCUGCUCUGGAAUCGGAGAAGGCGGAGCUGGUGAAGUCGUUGUCCAAAGCAGAGGCAGAGCUUGCGGGUCAGGGGGAGGAGCUAACACGCGUCCAGAGCUCGCUGGCCAGUGAACGGGAAAGUGGUGUGAAGGCGGCUGAGGCCCUGCAGAAUCAGCUCAAUGAAAAGGAGAGCCGGGAGCAGGCACUGGAGAGCCAGCUGGUAGCCACUCGCUGGUCUGGCCUGCAGGGGGCCGUGGAGGAGGCCGAGCGGAUCAUUCAAGACUCUCUGGCGCAGAUCGACGACCCGGCACACAUAAGCUGCACCAGCUCAGCAGAUUAUCUAGCGUCCAGAUGUCAGGCCUCGCUGGACUGCAUGGACCGGCUCCAGCCUGCCAGAGACGCCUUUGUUGCAGAUAAUUCUGCUGUGACUGACUUGGUGCGGGCGGUGACCCAGUGUGGUCACCUGGUGGGGGACGUGAUCGUUCAGGGAAGCGCCACGUCUCACAUGGUCCAUGUGGAACAAGCUGAAGCUCUUUCAGAAAGCGUGAAGUCCUGCGGGUCCGAAGCUCUGGUUCUGUUGGGACAGAUGAAGAACCGAGACACUCUGGUGUCGGCCGACAGCUGCAAACUGAAGGAAGCUCUUCAGUCCAUCCUGGGAACAGCGGAGAAACUGCGUCCCCAGGGUCUGGAGCUCCAGCAAGGGGAGUUGGGAGAUUUAGUGGAGCAGGAAAUGGCAGCCACAUCGGCGGCAGUCGAGUCUGCUGCAGCAAGGAUUGAGGAAAUGUUGAACAAAUCUCGAGCGAGUGACACUGGAAUCAAGAUGGAGGUCAAUGAGAGGAUCCUGGCCUCCUGCACAGAACUGAUGCAGGCAAUCAAAGAGCUUGUUCUUUCUUCCAAACAUCUGCAGAGGGAUAUUGUCGAGAGCGGCAGGGGGGCGGCCUCUAUGAAGGAAUUCUAUGCUAAGAACUCCCGCUGGACAGAAGGCCUCAUUUCUGCCUCCAAAGCUGUGGGCUGGGGAGCGACUGUGAUGGUAGAUGCUGCUGAUCUGGUGGUGCAGGGGAAAGGGAAGUUCGAGGAGUUGAUGGUCUGUUCCCAUGAAAUCGCCGCCAGCACCGCCCAGCUGGUCGCUGCUUCUAAGGUCAAAGCAGACAAGGACAGCACCAACCUGCACCGUCUGCAGCAAGCGUCGCGCUGCGUCACCCAGGCAACCGCGGCCGUCGUGGCUUCCACCAAGUCCGGGAAGUCCCAGAUUGAAGAGACGGACACGAUGGACUUCUCCAGUAUGACACUCACGCAGAUUAAGCGACAGGAGAUGGACGCACAGGUGCUCGUUCUGGAGCUGGAGACGCGUCUGCAGAAGGAGCGCGAGCGUCUCGGGGAGCUGAGGAAGAAGCAUUACGAGCUGGCGGGAGUAGCGGAAGGCUGGGGGGAGGAGGACGAGGGCUGAUUCCUGCCAUGGCUCCUAAAAACACACUAUGUUCAUGAUCAAACAUUUCAGCUUCUUUCCUUCUUUUAUAUUCUCCCCGGCCAAAUCAAACGGUGCUUCUUUUCUACCCCUGCAUUUGUAUCUGGAGCGUGAUCAGGUUUCAGGUAGUGACGCGGGACAUGAUUGGAAAUACACAAUAUUCCCACCAGAACUGUGUCGGCUCUUUUGAUGGCUUAUUAUUUAUUGUUUUUUUUUUGUCCUGGAUCGCUCUCUGGUUACAACUAUGAGCACAACUUCUACUGCAGGCUUCCCGCCAGAGGAGGCGGGCGUCUGCCUGCUUCCUCCAGUCCUGUCCUGGUGCAGCACCGAAGAGGCUUCUUUUGUCGUCAGUUCAUAAAGCUGCAGGAGCCGAGUCUUUCUUCUCCUCUCUUACUGUGAGUUAUCACCUCGUAAGUCCGUACCGCCUCCACCGGCCGGUUCACUGGACUUUCCGCCUUGCACCUCCUUGUCUUUGUAAAUGACCGUGACUGUUCAUUUUUUUGUUGCCUGCUCGUAAACUUUUGAGUACAUGCGCUGAACUGAACACUUUGAUCACAGACAGCUUCAGGGUCACACUAGGGAAAACACAACUGUCCUUCCUCCGGAUCACUGCGAUGCAUUCUUAUACCCUACGGCAACUAGUUUCCCAAUAAAAUGGUUUCAUCUAAAGCUGACUUGGUGCACAAAACAGACUGUUCCUCCACCACAGGCCGCGUACAGCCGAGCUCACCACUGUUGCGUUUGUAUAUUUGGACGGAUCUUACUGUAACACAACUAGCGUUCUGCUUAACAUAAGUGUCUUUUCUUUGACCAACUUAAACGUCUGCGUGCUGGCAGAUGACCACUUGGUGCAGCACAAAAUGUUGACCAGAAGAUUACGACCACCUGCUCAAGACAGGUUCUCCUUUUGUUUUCAGCUGGCUGGCAGCUGUGCGGUGUGUCGUCACCCCACAUCGCUCGGACUGUUUUACCACAUCACUUAUAAUGGUAGCCCAGAGGUCUGCAACCUUCGCAGCUUAUUGCCGCCAAUUCUCUCUCAGACGUCAGAACUCUUUUAACUUUUUAAUGCAGAAAAUCGAGACACAGGAAUAAAGUACCGUGUGUGGAUUUUAACUCAUUAAAUGCCAAUUUGACUACUGGAUGUUGCUGUUAUUUAUGGGCAGAGGGUGCUACUUUCACUUUUAUCCUGUUUUCGGUAAAAACAAUUUUGAUGCUUGUGGAAUUUUUAUGUAGAACCCUGUUGUUGGCCUGAGGCUUGAGCUUAAGUGAGCAAUGGAAAUCGAACGUUCUUAGUUAAACAUUGUGAGGAUUUUGACUCUUCGAUGUUGAAACUUUUAUGUAAUAAAAUGAGUUUUCAGGAUUUGUUUGUCCAUCUGGAUAUGCCUAAUACAACAUCAAAAAAAGAUCUCCAAAACAAUUAGGACUGACUUUCCAUUUUAAACAGCAACUACACAUGGGGACUGCUGGUGUGCGAGGCUGGGAGUAUAACGUGAUAAGUGGCACUUUCAAUGACAAACUGUCACUUUUUGUGACUGGUCAUAAUGUUCUUGUGGAAAACAACAAAUUGAAUGUUAAAAUUGAAAAUUCACUUUCAAAGCAGGUCAAAUCGGUUACACUGGCAUUUAAUGGGUUAAAUCUGAGGUCAGAGUAAGAAUUUCAUUGAAAGCAACAUAGAAGUGAAAGGGUCUCAUGUCUGUCAUGUCAACAAAACUGUCAGUUCAAGGGUUAAAAGCCUCCAAACUUAAUGUCCUCAUGUUGCUGUUUUGUAAAGUGACAACAACUCACACCCUGGUUUCUAUUAAACUUCUCUUUAUGCUUGCUAUUCUACAUUGCCUUGACACAUUGUGGCCCAUGGGCAUUUGGAUUUUAAUAACACUGAGCUAUGAGGACAAUACAGUCAACAGGGAUCAGGUUGUAGAACCCUGAACGAAAUCUUCAUGUGGUCUGGUGCCAUGAGGACCAAGUGGUCCAGCGCUCUCUGUCAGGCCCAACAAGCCGGACAGACUCUAGCUAACUCUCUGCCUCGACUCGCCUGUGGCCGCGCUAGAAUCCACCCUCAAGGACUCAUGAAACCAUUUUGAUGGUGUUAUACAACAGACGUCCUGAGCAGAUUUGUGCUAUUGCUGCUCUGUUGUGUGUCUUGACACUCUUCUUUGGUGUGUGAUGAGGAGGUCUGUGUUGUGACACUGGGUAUUUAACAGAUCGGGGUUAUUGUUAAACAAUGUUUCGUUCAUUUUCACAUCCUUGUUUUGUUUUUCAACCAAUUUAAAGAGCCCUUUUUGGAGCGUUUCAUUCAAGUGUCUUAGAAGUGGAUGCACGUGGCGUAAGGACUUUUUGCCCAAAUACUCUUCUUUAUUAACCCUUGUUUUGUUUCUGUUGGUGUGUGUGUGUGUGUGUUAUUGUGCUUCUAUCUUUGUGAGAACCUGUCAACAGAGUGAGGACCCUCAUUCUGAGGGUUAAAACUACAAAAUACCUAGGUUAUUAUGACAGGGGUUCGGUUAAGAGUAAAGGUUAAGUUUAGCCAUUUGUUUUAGGUGGUGGUGGAGGUUUAGGAGAAGAGGCUGGGGAAAGCAUUACAUCAAUGUAUGUCAAUGACGGUCCUCACUAAGAUAGGAAGACAAAUGUGUGUGUGUGUGUGUGCCCGCUCAGCCAGCCUUCCAAACUGCCUCACACUGUAGUCGAAGAGAAACAAAUACUCACAUAGCUACAUCGUCUCUGUAUGAUACUAAAACUAUGUCAGUGGGUUUGUUUUUAUUUUCUAAAAUAAACAACUGAUAUCUCGCUGUGGUGUU